Molecule: messenger RNA, 1257 nt
Organism: Rotaria socialis
Lineage: Eukaryota; Metazoa; Rotifera; Eurotatoria; Philodinida; Philodinidae
Source: the annotation of a GenBank genome assembly
AUGGCGAAAGGAAAGAAAAAAUCAAAGAAAAAAGAUGCUGCAUUAAUUGAAUUAAAUGUGCAAUUAUUGAAGCGCCUCUUAAGAUUAUAUGAACAAUACUGCACUGAACAGAGCAGUAUUCCGAGUGUUGAAGUAACGAAAACAAUACGAGCAUUAUUUGAAGAAGGCGAUAGUUUAUCCAAAGUAUUUCUUCGACCGAAUCCGACGAAAAUAGUGAAACCCGCCGAAGGAGCAGAUCAAAUUGGAUUGACAACAGAACCACCUCCAAUUAUACAAACUUAUGUUCGACCAUUUCUACGUGCAUUAUUAACUUGUCGACUGAGUGCACUAAAAGAAUUCUCAGUAUGGAAUAUUUGUAUGGAUUUACUCGAUUGCAUUGAACUUGGCAACUAUAUAAAACUGGAAACAACUGUUCUUCAAACUGUUUCACUUUAUGAUUGUCUUCUUCAACCAGAUCCACUAUACAGACUUUCAGCAUCAUUUAAUAUAUGUCGGACACUUCGCAUAGUAAAUCUUGAUUUCAAUGAAUUCGGUGAUGAAGGAUGUUUAUUGUUAUGCAAUAAUUUGGUUGGUAAUCAAUGUAUCACGCGACUUUCUCUAACAUAUUGUGACCUUGGUCCUGUCUGUGGAGCUCCACUAGGUCGACUUCUAGUACAAACUGCUUUAGCUGAAAUAUAUCUUGAUGGUAAUCAUUUUGGAUGCGAAGGUGCUUACGAUUUAAUAAAAUUAUUAUUAAUCGAUUGUGAAAAAUAUAAUAUUGACAAAGAAGAAAAAUUACGAGCUGAUAUGGAAUCAAAAAUACAAGAAGCUGCACUUCGAGUACAACAAGGUUUACCAGCGGAAUUAACAGACGCUGAAAAAAAAGAAAGGAAAAAACGAAAAAAGAAAAAGAAGAAGAAAUUAUCGCUUGAUGACAUGCCACCGUGUGGUCCAUUUGUAACGAAAAUUCAUUUGUUUGACAAUGAAAUUGACUGUUUACAACCUGAUGGUUUUGCUGUUGUUCAAAAAACAGUCGAUGCUUUUGCUCGAUUAAUUGAAAUCUCUGAAGAAUUGGAAGAACUUGAUCUCGAUGAGAAUGUUAUUGGACAUGUUUGCGGAGGAAUUAUAUUAGAUGCAUUAAAAUGUCGAAAAGAAAGAAAAUCGAAAAAGAUUAAGAUAAAUGUCAGUGAAAAAAUUGAUCAAUUUGUUUUUGCUGACAUAUUAAAACUCAGUGCGAAGAUGAAGAAAAAACGAAAACGCGGAAAAAAGAAGAAAUAA